Messenger RNA from Chanos chanos (milkfish), 4270 nucleotides. It is a transcript of the gene pard3aa, whose product is annotated as par-3 family cell polarity regulator alpha, a. Gene Ontology annotation, biological process: microtubule cytoskeleton organization; intracellular protein localization; establishment of cell polarity. Gene Ontology annotation, molecular function: protein binding; phosphatidylinositol binding. Lineage: Eukaryota; Metazoa; Chordata; Actinopteri; Gonorynchiformes; Chanidae. Gene Ontology annotation, cellular component: cell cortex; apical plasma membrane; apical junction complex. The record is from RefSeq and is a predicted model, not a curated record.
UGUCUACAAAGUAACACACCUCGCGCUUUCCUCGGAUACGUUGGGAAUAUCGGGAACUAAUAUGAAAGUGACAGUGUGUUUUGGAAGGACCCGGGUGGUUGUUCCUUGUGGCGAUGGGAAUAUUAAAGUCCACAGCCUUAUUCAACAAGCAGCGAUGAGAUAUAAAAAAGCUAUCGCCAAGGACCCUGGUUAUUGGGUUCAGGUUCACCGACUGGAACAUGGUGAUGGUGGGAUCUUGGACUUGGAUGACACCCUAUGUGAUGUGGCCGACGACAAAGACAGAUUGGUGGCGGUAUAUGAGGAACAGGAUCCUCAUCAUGGCGGUGACGGGACCAGUGCCAGCUCAACUGGAACCCAGAGCCCUGAACUUUUCAACAGCGACCUCAACUCCAGUAACAUGUCAGCCUUCCAGCCCUACCAGAACUCCAGCGAGAUCGAAGUCACUCCCUCUGCCCUCCGCACCAAUAUGCCGCUGCAUGUCCGCCGCAGUAGUGACCCAGCUCUGGUUGCCCUUGCGGAGGGCCAGAUGCAGCCCGAAGAACCUUCUAGAAAGAACCCUACUCGCUGGUCAACCACUGCAGGCUUCCUAAAACCCAACACCAAAAAUACCAGUGGAACCAACAGCUUAGAACGAAUGGACGCGUACCGCAGUUUGCCCCGGGAUGCCGCGGCCUGGUCCUCCCAGUUCCAGAGAGAGAGCGCUCGUUCCUCCCUCAGUGCCAACCACCCCAUGGUAGACCGCUGGCUGGAGCGCCAGGAACAGGAGGAAGAUGAGGAGGAGGAAAGGAGAGAUGAAGGGAGGAACGGAAGGAUAGAGCCAGUGGGACGGGCCGACUCCAUGGUGGACACCGCACCAGCCUCACUAGAUGACAUGCUAAAGCUGGUUGAGGUUUCCAAUGGCGGUGGCCCUUUGGGAAUUCAUGUGGUGCCUUUCAGUGCACGGGACAGAAGGACUCUGGGUUUGUUAGUGAAACGUCUGGAGAAAGGAGGGAAGGCCGAACGAGAGGCUCUGUUCCAGGAGAACGACUGCAUCGUCCGGAUUAAUAACGCAGACCUGCGCAACGUCCGCUUCGAACAAGCUCAGGACUUGUUCCGUCAAGCCAUGCGUACACCACUCAUCCUGUUCCACGUCGUUCCUUCAGUAAAGAAGGCUGAGUACGAACUGCUCUCGCAGAACGAGUUAGCCCAACAGCAGGGGCGUGGCCGGUUCAGUCCUGACCCCCAGCCCGGUGACAGAGGCAGCCUGGUGGUUCGCGGUAUUGAAUUCAGCUCUCAGAGAAUGUCCAAGACUGGUCCGCAUCCGAACCUGAAUCACCAGGUGUACCCUUCACACCCGGAGCAGAUGGGCUCCUACUCCACGUUACCUCACGGUGUUCAAGCCCCUUCCAAGACACCCCCUGUCCUCACCCAACCACCCAGGCCUCCCAGUUCCACCCCCUCAAUGGGCUACUCCAAAAAAGUUGGGAGGAGACUCAGCAUCCAACUAAAAAAAGGUCAAGAAGGUCUUGGCUUCAGUAUCACGUCCCGAGACGUACCCAUUGGAGGCUCCGCCCCCAUCUAUGUGAAAAACAUCCUCCCCAAAGGUGCCGCCAUCCAAGAUGGGCGCCUGAAGGCGGGUGACCAACUACUGGAGGUGAAUGGAGUGGAUCUCAAUGGGAAGACUCAGGAGGAGGUGGUGGCCCUGCUUCGCUCCACUCCUAUGGGAGGCACUGUAGGCCUACUCAUCGCUCGACAAGAGGAUGCUUUCCUCCCGCGCGAAGUGCAACAGCCUGCCAAGGAAACGAUGUCGGCCAGGAGGGCACACUGGCUGAUUGAGAAACCAGAGGAGGAUGAGCUGGUGCUGACACCAGAUGGAACGAGGGAGUUCUUAACUUUUGAAAUCCCAUUGAAUGACUCCGGUUCGGCUGGGUUAGGUGUCAGCGUGAAGGGAAACCGUUCCAAGGAGAACCACGCAGAUCUGGGCAUCUUUGUCAAGUCCAUCAUCAACGGAGGCGCUGCCUCCAAGGAUGGGCGACUGCGAGUGAAUGACCAGUUGAUUGCUGUAAACGGAGAGUCUUUGCUGGGAAAGACUAAUCAGGACGCGAUGGAAACCCUGCGGAUGUCCAUGUCUGUGGAGAGCAAUAAACGUGGGAUGAUCCAACUCAUUGUGGCCCGCCGGGUGGCUGUCAGGAAUGAGGUGGCUCCAGGCAGUCCCCCUGUGGUGGAGCAGUCUGUGGGCUCUCUGAGAGACGAACAUGAGCGCAGAAUCUCCCAGUCCCUGUACGGCACCAUCGAGGGACUGGACGACCCGUUGAGUCCACGCGCAACACCAAUGGGUAGGAUGAUGGGUAACUACCAGCUGUCCCCUACUGUGAACAUGCCCCAGGAUGACACAGUGAUCAUUGAAGAUGAUAGGCCACCUGUUCUCCCUGCCCGUCUGUCUGACCAAUCAUCUUCCAGCUCCCAUGAUGAUAUGGGCUUUGGGACAGAGGUGCCAGUAACAUGGGCCAAAGAUGUACCAAUACAAGAUGAGUGUUCGUUGAGUCCAGAUGCUGAUGGGGACCUUGCCUUUCAACGUGAGGGCUUUGGCAGGCAGAGCAUGUCAGAAAAACGUACCAAACAAUAUAGCGACGCCAGUCAACUCGAGAUCAUCAAAACGCGCAAGUCCAAGAGCAUGGACCUGGUAGCUGACGAGAUUAACCUCACUCCCCGCACAGACAGGAUGGAAGGCUCUUCCACACGAGAUGUGGGGCCGUCUCUGGGCCUGAAAAAAUCCAGCUCUCUGGAGAGCCUUCAGACGGCGGUUGCCGAGGUAACACUUAAUGGGGACCUCCCCUUCCACAGGCCCCGCCCUAGAAUCAUCAGAGGGAGGGGCUGCAAUGAGAGCUUCCGUGCAGCCAUCGACAAAUCGUACGACAGGCCUGGCGUUACCACAGCAAAUCCGGAGGAAGAGGACGAAGGAAUGGAGACUUUGGAGGAGGACACUGAGGAGAGCUCCAGGUCGGGCCGUGACUCUGUCUCCACGGCGGCUGACCUUGCCCUGCCUGCCAGCGGAUCGGUCAGCACUGAGAGACAGGUGAACGGUGGUCGACUCAAGGAUGACAAGAAGAAGGAGAAAGGAGGGAAGGACAAGAAGAAGCAGGAGAGAGACAAAGAGAAAGACAAGAACAAAGGAAAGAAGGGCAUGCUGAAAGGCCUUGGAGACAUGUUCAGGUUUGGAAAGCACCGGAAAGAUGAGAAGCCGGGAGACAAGAUCGAGCGGAAAGGCUCGAGCAAGUCCAAGAUAGAGGACACGCAGGUCUCGGAGGACGAGACGCUACGAAUGCGUCUGGAGCAGGAGAGGAUCCAGGCCAAGACCAGAGAGCUGAGAGAGAAGCAGGCCAGAGAGAGGGAAUACGCCGAGAUCCAGGACAUCAACCGCACCUUCAGUUCGGACGAGGAGCACCUCUACGCCGGCAUCGGCUCCAUCACCUCCAUGGACAGCGAGAACAGCGGUGGCCAGGAGCAGAGGCCGCAGAGCCCCCGAGACGACGCUCAGCCUUUGGAGGCCCUUUACGCACAAGUCAACAAAACACGCAACGGUCGCCCUCCCUCCGGUGACAGCAACAGACUGGCGCCUAGCAACCAUGACCGGAUACAGCGGCUGAGACACGAGUUCCAACAGGCCAAGCAGGAUGAGGACCCGGAUGAGCGACGCCGCACUUACAGUUUUGAGCAGCAGCAGCAGCCCUGGGCCAACUCCGGCUCUUACACGCCGACUGGACGUCACUCGGUGUCCGUGGAGGUGCAGAUGCAGAGACAGAGACAAGAUGACAGAGACUCCUUCUCCCAAGCCCAAAGACAGUACAACUCCCUACCACGACAACCACGUAAGAACCCAAGCACGGUGUCUCAGGACUCAUGGGACAAGGUGUACCCCCCGGGCGAGGGAUUUCAGACAGCCAAGGAGAACCCGCGUUACUCCAGCUACCAGGGCUCGCGUGGAGGUGGCGCCGGAGCAGGGGGCAGCAGUAACGGUUACCUGGGCGCGGCCAGCGGCUUCAACGCCCGUGUUCUCCUGGAGACCCAGGAGCUCCUGAGGCAGGAGCAGAGACGGCGAGAGCAGGAGGCCAAGACCAAGGAAAGUAAACACCCAAAUCCCUAUAGCCCCGCCCCUCCUGUCCCCGCCCCAAAUCCCACCACUGCUCAAUCCAAAGGGCCAUACCGACAGGAUGUACCCCCCUCUCCCACCCAGCUUGCCCGUCUGAACCGGCUGCAGACGCCAGAGAAGGGUCGGCCGUUUUACUCCUGA